UAACUGUUCUAACUGCACUUGAUCUCGGCUGUUGGUGGGCUAAGGAAAGGGCUGUUCUUGGCCUUUCUCAAACCUUGAGGGAUCCUCCUGAGGUUCCAAACGAAAACCACGAAGAAAGGAAAACUAUGCUUCUUUGAUUCUCUCUGAAUUUUGCAAAGAUAUAGAGACAGUUACAAACGGACUGUAAGAAACAAUAUGGACCAUCACAGCGCUGACCACAGUAAUUCUUCUGACAUAUUUUGGGCAUUCAUCGAGCAUGUGUUUUUGAAUGCUCCAGAUGACCUCCCUGAAGUCAUUCUUAUAGUGUCUCUCAUUUGUACUAUUGGAGCAUUUUUGAACAUGCAUUUGAAAGUCUUUCUAAUUCCUCUUCCUGUGAUACUGUUUUUACUUGGAUGCUGUCUCGAACUAUUAAGUUUUGCAUCUGCUGAGGUCCAAAGAUACUCAGAAGCCAUACAAUGGAUAGAUCCAGACUUAUUUUUUGGUAUAUUCUUACCAAUAAUUAUGUUUAAUGUUGCAUUUGACUUGGAUGUAUACAUGCUUCAAAAGUUAAUGUGGCAGUUACUUUUAAUUACAAUUCCUGGCUUUGCAUUUAAUUAUAUGUUAAUUUUUUGGUAUCUGAAAUCUCUGAAUAUAUUAAAUUUGAGCACCAUACAAUUGUCACUAUUUUCAUGUAUCCUUAUGAGUUCAGAUCCCAUGAUAACUGCAGCUUCCAUAAAAGAUCUUGGUCUUUCUAGAAGCCUCAUCAGUUUAAUUAAUGCAGAAAGUGUGAUAAGCUCUGUGAUAGCAUUGAUUUUAUGUACCACCACUAUGGAUAUUAAUGUCAGAAGACAACAUUCGGCAAGCCAUAACUUAUACGAUGAUAUUAUGAUAGCCAUUUGGACAGAUGUUAUAGCAAGUCUCUUGUUUGGAACUUUCAGUUCAAAAGUGAUUCAGUCAUGGACAUCUGACUUUUGUUAUGAUGAUGUCAAUUACACAAUUGUCAUCUCUGCAGUUCUGUACCUCAUCUAUUAUAUUUGUGAGUUCGUUAGACUGUCUGGAAUAUUUACUGUGGUCUCUAUAGGACUUUUCUUAAAUUCUACAAGUUUCAAACUACGAAUUGGAACAUUUCUUUUUGAAUUCUGGGAUUGUCUAUCAUUUUUUGCUUUUCUUAUGGUAUUUACUUUCAGUGGACUUCUAAUUCCUGCACAUACAUAUUUGUAUAUAUCAUUUUCUGACAUAUAUUAUUCAUUAAUGAUCUACUUCUCACUGCUUGUUUUCAGACUUCUGCUGUUUCUAUUAUUGACCCCAAUUUUGUCUCGGUUUGGCCUUGGGUUCAGCUGGCGCUGGGCAUUCAUAAUGAUCUGGAGUGAAAUGAAAGGAGUACCUAACAUAAACAUGGCCCUUCUGCUGGCUUAUGCUGACCAUACUUUCGGAAGUGAGAGGGAAAAAUCGCAAAUACUGUUUCAUGGAGUGGCAGUGUGCUUAAUUAACUUGAUUGUCAACAACUUAGUUUUGCCAAUAGUAGUUACUAAACUAGGUCUUCGUGAUGCUGCAUCAACAAAAUAUAAAUCAAAUCUUCAUACAUUUCAACGCUUUCAAGAGCUAAUCAAAUCUACAGCCUCCACACUCAAAUUUGACAAAGAUCUUGCCAAUUCUGAUUGGAACAUGGUUGAGAAGGCAAUUGUACUUCAAAAUCCAUUUGCAUUGAGUCAGGAAGAAACAACAGAACAUGAGAAGUUGAAAUGUUCGAGCUGUAACACGGAAAUAGAUGAGACCCUCACCAUUGAAGCAAUGGAAAUGGCCAACAAUCUCCUUGUGUCGGCACAAAUAGCGAGCUACCAACGACAGUACAGGACUGGAAUUUUGUCGCAGAAUGCAUUCCUGGUGUUGGUAGGAGCCUCAGAAUGCUUUGGCGAGAAGAAAGGAGAAUAUAUAAAUCCUGAAACAAUAAAGAAAUACUCUGAAAGCAAAAACAUUCUUGGUGUCUUUAGAAAACUUCUGCUCAAUUGGCUGUAUAAUACUAAAAAAGAUAAAGGGCCCCUCUCCAAAAAUCACUUCCUUCGUAUAUGCCAUAACAUAGUAUCUAUUGACGAAUUUGAGUAUAUUGGAUUCCUUGCAAUACUAAUGAAUAUAUUUCCUAUCACCAUCUCCUGGGUACCUGUGUUAAAUAACAUCUAUGCCAGUGAAAUAAGAUAUGCUGCUUACUUUUUCCUUCUGUUGUAUAUUAUAGAGGCUGCAUUUAAGAUGGCAGCAAUGCAGAAGAAAUACUUUUCAUAUUCCUGGAAUAUAUUUGAGUUAACAAUUACCUUGUUUGGCAUCAUAGAUCUAAUACUUUUUGAAACAAGAGCUGUAUCUUAUAAUCUUCCCGUAACUGAAAUAAUGAGAACUAUUCCACUCCUUCGUGUGUUACGCCUUUUUAAGCUCAUAGCACCAAAGUUACUGCGAAUUAUAGAUAAAAAAAUGAGUCAUCAGCAGUCCUUUAGGUAUGCUAUAUUGAAAGGAUAUAUCCAAGGUGAAAUAGAUGCAAUGAAUAUAAUUGAUGAGAUUGCAACUUCUAAGCAGGUUAAAGAGAUGUUAUUAAAAAGGGAAACAAAGAAUAUGCAACAUGCCUUGAAAGAACUAGGCUACUUAGAGUACGAUCACCCAGAAAUAGCUGUCACUAUGAAAACAAAGGAGGAGAUUUAUGUCAUACUCAAUAUCUCUAAAGAAGUUCUCAAGAGCUUUGAGACAAAAGGAAUUAUUCAUAAAAAUGAAAGUGCUCUAAUUAGUAAGCUAAUCAUAGACAAAGAAAAAGAAGUACAUGAAUUUCAAUCUAUAAUCAAACCUCUUACUGCUGAAGAAAUCCCAUAUCAUAUUCCAUGGCUUGAGAAAAACCAAAAGUAUAUAGAGUGUAUUCUGCCUAAAGCCAGAAUUGUAACCUUCGAUUGUGGAAAUGAUAUUUUUCAAGAAGCGGAUGAGCCCAAAGGAGUCUAUAUAAUUGUUUCAGGGAUGGUAAAGCUUCAAAGAACAAUGUCAGAUUCAGAGACUGAUAACAUUCUCUUGGAAUCAGAGGAGAAAGCUUAUCCCAUAGUUAACGCAGACUAUGUGCUUGCAGGGGAAAUCAUAGGAGAAUUAAACUGUUUAACAGAUAAACCAAUGCAAUAUUCUGCCACCUGCAAAACUGUAGUUGAGGCAUACUUUAUUCCCAAAGGUAUCUUGUAUGAAGCUUUUGAAAAUUAUCCUCUUAUUGAACAGAAAAUGUGGCUAAAAAUUGCACGUGGUGUUGCUGCCAGGAAAAUCAGGGAACAUUUACCUUUUGAGGAUUGGGGCUACACAUUGCAACUAAAGCUUAAUAACCUUUAUGUAAAAGAUAUUCCAAGAGUCAUCAAAACUGAUAUCUAUGAAGAAAAUGUAACCUAUGUUUUCCUCAUACAUGGCUCAGUAGAAGAUUGUCACCUACGGAAGACAUAUAAUGCACCUUUCUUGAUUCCUGCGACAUGCCAUCAGGUACAAGGCAUAGAAGAUUUCACAAAAGUAGCAGUUAUUCGUACUUCAAUUGAUAUGAAAAAAUCCAGAUGGCACUCAGGAAAGUUUUUACCUUUAAUGGGAAUGCCUUCAGUAUCAGAAUCUUUAGUUGACAAGACGACGCUGGAGUCUGCUCCACAGAGUGAGACUUUGAUAAGCACAAGUAUCUGAAACACUCUUCGUACAUCAAGUGGGAGCAACUUAAGUUGGAUCCUGCGCAGUGCUCUUAGAGCCAUGAAGGCAAGAAGUUUCAACUUUCUGACUAAUCUGCUCAAAGUAUUUCACAUUUUUGCAAAAUUUUCUAUUAUUUUAUCAUUUCCCAUUUUUAUUAUUUUCUAUUAUUUUAAUAGUAAAACAUCUCAGGAAAUGGAGUAAGCUUUAAACCCAAAAAAUAAGCUAUGUCACCCAGAUAGUUUAUAAAUUGC
This is a messenger RNA of Cavia porcellus (domestic guinea pig), 3908 nucleotides long. RefSeq names its product solute carrier family 9 member C1 (gene Slc9c1). Gene Ontology annotation, molecular function: monoatomic ion channel activity; sodium:proton antiporter activity; potassium:proton antiporter activity. Lineage: Eukaryota; Metazoa; Chordata; Mammalia; Rodentia; Caviidae. Bases 196 to 3654 code for a protein of 1152 amino acids. The record is from RefSeq and is a predicted model, not a curated record. Gene Ontology annotation, cellular component: plasma membrane. Gene Ontology annotation, biological process: regulation of intracellular pH; potassium ion transmembrane transport; sodium ion import across plasma membrane. The transcript has 27 exons.